GGCCGCGGAGCCGCUCUGGCAGCUCGGGCAGCGCCGGCCUCGCCCGCCCUCCCCGCGCCGAGGCAGCCCGCGGAAUGAGCGUUCCCCGGGCGGCUGCUGCUGCCGCUGCCGCCUCCAGUCGGGCUCGGGCGGGCGGGCAGGGAGCGCGGCUGCCGGCGCGGUCGCUGCAGCGGGAGCGGAGUGAAUGACCGAGAGGAGCGGCGCGGAGAGGCAGCCCCGGGAUCAGGAUGCGGGCGGCCGCCAGCAUCCUCAACCUCCUGCUACUGUCCUUGCUGGCCGGCCUCAAUCCCUCCAAGACUCAGAUUAGCCCCAAGGAAGGGUGGCAAGUUUAUAGUUCAGCCCAGGAUCCUGAUGGCCGUUGCAUUUGCACUGUUGUUGCACCUGAACAAAACCUAUGUUCAAGAGAUGCCAAAAGCAGGCAACUCAGACAACUGCUAGAGAAGGUUCAGAAUAUGUCCCAGUCUAUUGAAGUUUUAAAUCUACGGACUCAGAGGGAUUUCCAGUAUGUUUUAAAAAUGGAAACACAAAUGAAAGGGCUGAAGGCCAAGUUUCGGCAAAUUGAAGAUGAUCGGAAGACAUUAAUGACAAAGCAUUUUCAAGAAUUGAAAGAAAAGAUGGAUGAGCUCCUGCCACUGAUCCCAGUUCUGGAACAAUACAAAACUGAUGCCAAAUUAAUCACCCAGUUCAAGGAGGAAAUUAGGAAUCUGUCUACUGUGCUCACUGGGAUUCAGGAAGAAAUUGGUGCUUAUGACUAUGACGAACUACACCAGCGCGUACUCAGCUUAGAAACCAGGCUUCGAGACUGCAUGAAAAAGCUCACAUGUGGCAAAUUGAUGAAAAUUACAGGCCCCAUUACAGUGAAGAUAUCCGGAACCCGAUUUGGAGCCUGGAUGACGGAUCCAUUGGCAUCGGAGAAAAAUAACCGAGUCUGGUACAUGGAUAGUUACACUAACAAUAAAAUUGUCCGUGAAUAUAAAUCAAUUGCAGACUUUGUCAGUGGGGCUGAAUCAAGGACAUACAACCUUCCAUUCAAAUGGGCAGGCACCAACCACGUUGUCUACAAUGGCUCCCUCUAUUUCAACAAGUACCAGAGCAACAUCAUCAUCAAAUACAGCUUUGACACGGGGCGGGUGCUCGCGCAGCGCAGCCUGGAGUACGCUGGCUUUCACAAUGUCUACCCUUACACCUGGGGGGGCUUCUCUGAUAUUGAUCUGAUGGCAGAUGAAAUUGGGCUGUGGGCUGUGUAUGCCACCAACCAGAAUGCAGGCAACAUUGUCAUCAGCCAGCUAAACCAGGAUACUCUGGAGGUGCUGAAGAGUUGGAGCACAGGCUACCCAAAGAGAAGCGCUGGAGAAUCCUUCAUGAUCUGUGGCACCUUGUAUGUUACUAACUCUCACUUAACAGGAGCCAAGGUCUACUAUUCUUAUUCCACAAAAACUUCCACUUACGAGUAUACAGACAUUCCUUUCCAUAAUCAGUAUUUCCAUAUAUCCAUGCUUGACUACAAUGCAAGAGAUAGAGCUCUCUAUGCCUGGAAUAACGGACAUCAAGUCCUGUUUAACGUCACCCUCUUCCACGUCAUUAAAACUGAAGAUGACACAUAAUUUUCUUUCCCUUACCUCCCUCCGUCAAAGCAGUCUCAUUUGUGAUUAACUUUAAAAGCAUCCAUCUCUUUCAGUUCCUUUUAAUUUACAUUUCGUUCUUCAUUAAGGAAAAGCAACAUUUUCUACUAUGUAAUGCAUUUCAAAUAUGGCUGAGCCUGUCUAAAACGACCUGUCGGAAAUAAAAGCAUCUUAACUCAUGAUUCUACAAGGUCUGUCAAGACCUUGUCUUGAAAAGCACUAAAGAGGAUUUAAGUGGCUAAAGACAGUUUUUAAAAGAUUAUGAUCUGCCUUAUUUUAGAGUCAGAGACUAAUGUUGGCUUAAAUGCAUGAAUGUCUUUUUUUACCUCAUUUUUGGUUUUAAUCUAUUGCUUAACUUCAGGAAGCAUUUUGGUAGUGUCAGACACAUAUUGCACAUUGUAUUUUUUUAUUUAUUCAGAAAGAUUUAGGAACUUAAAUUUACUUAGACAUGGAGUAUGAUUCAUUUUGCCAUCACCCAAUUUCAGAUGUGGUGCUGUACAGUAUGUUUUUAAAUCUCUUGCAAACAUUUUAUCGACAGUAUGUAUUUCUACCAUUGUAACCACCAUUGUGCAAUUGUAUCUCUUCACUUAUGUGAAAGUAAACUAAGUACUAUUUUUUAUAAAAUAUAUUGAAAUAAUUGCAGUUCUGGUUAUGGGUCAAUUGAAAGUGGUAAAAAUCUGCUAAAAGGUUGUUAUUUCUGAGAAAGACCAGUAGCUUCUCAGAUGCAUGAUUCCCGUUCUCAGCUUUGCUUGGUAGAUCUCUUCUUCACCACUGAAGCCUCAUACCCGUCUCAGCUUUACAACUGUUUGCCCUGCCCAAUUUUUAUCUCAUACUGCUGGCUUCUCUCUCCCUCAGUCUCUUUCUCCUGCUUUCUUCCCUUCCACCAUUUUAUUGCCCUUGUUUAUGCUCACUCCCUGAUCUGGGCUUCACAAGAGAGGAGCAGAAAGUGGGCUGAUGCCCAUGUCUGCAGCAAGCGUGUGAGUGCUGUUCUGGGGCACUGAGGAGCAGUGUUAGAAGUCAAGUUGCUUUCCCUAAUUUGCCUGUCUUCUUACUCAUAAUAGAAGAACAUUUAUCUUUUGACAAAACUCUUCUCUGGGAUGACCAUAAUCAAGGAGAAAAUACAAAGGAAAAGUACAAAGCCUGGAUGAUCACUGUGGCACCUGAUAGCCCUUGCUAGGAAAUGGCAACAACACUGAGGCCAACCUCUUGCAAAGAGGUUUGGGUUUUGUUAGCAGUACAAUUGUUACUUAGGUUCAAAACUGAUGCCUUUAAAAAACAAAUAUUUAGGAAAGCUGUGUGGUUUGCUAUACUAUCUCAUUAGAAACUAGGGGAUGGGGAGAGUGUGCACAUUUUAUUGAGAACAAAGGAAUGAGGUGCUAUUCAUCUCUUUUGGCAUAAAUGGAAAGAAAGUAACAUUAUUAAGCACUAGUAAUAAGAUUUUUUAUUAGCUGGGCUCUCACAAAAUGCAAAAAGACAACUCAGUGAAAGCUGAAGCUUGUGAAGCUCACAAAAUCUGAGAUUCUCCUCUUUAUAUCCUUUGAAAUUGAAAAGCCAGAUCUAUUUUGAAGACAUUUUAUUUGCUAGUUCUACCAACAUGUCAGCUGAGACCACCUUAAGCCUCAUUAAUGUUUUCAUUAUUAUAAAUAUAUAUGUCUAUUUAUGUUUACAAAUCUGCUUUUAUAAUAUAAGCCCCCAUAUGAAGCUGAACAAAUUGCCUUAUUUUUCAUACUGGCUGCAAAAAAAAAAAGAAA
Neopelma chrysocephalum (saffron-crested tyrant-manakin) is the source of this 3373-nucleotide messenger RNA. RefSeq names its product olfactomedin 3 (gene OLFM3). Lineage: Eukaryota; Metazoa; Chordata; Aves; Passeriformes; Pipridae. Gene Ontology annotation, biological process: signal transduction. The record is from RefSeq and is a predicted model, not a curated record. The transcript is spliced from 6 exons. Bases 228 to 1604 code for a protein of 458 amino acids.